AUGCUCGCAGACUCGAUCAUCAACCUUGGCUGGCUCAUUCUCCGGCCAUUUACCACCUACGGGCCACUUCUUCUACACACCAUCACGCGGAAAGAUUUCUGGGUCGGCUGUUUUAGACCUUCUCGCGGUAGAAACAGCUAUACCGCCAUCCUCCCGCCGCACGAUAAGGUCAGCGACAAAGAAGAUGCCCCACCAUCCGAGCUCGUAUCCACCAGCACGGUCCUCAUCCUCCUCCCUCUCACUUUAGUACUGAACGUCAUAUGCAUGCACGUCAGCUUCGGCAACCUCAUCACCCCCGCCCUAGCAAUCCUCGCGACCCUCCUCGCCCUCCUCCUCUCCGUAAUGGGCGUCCGCGCCCUUGGCGAAACGGACCUGAACCCCGUUUCCGGCAUCAGCAAACUCACCCAGUUGAUUUUCGCACUCGCCACCCCAGCGUCGAGCCACACACGCCGCACGGCCGUCGUCACGAACCUCCUUGCAGGUGCCGUAUCCGAAGCCGGCGCUCUACAGGCCGGCGACAUGAUGCAGGAUCUAAAAACGGGUCAUCUUCUCGGCGCCAGCCCUAAAGCGCAGUUCUACGGCCAGCUGAUUGGCAGCCUGUUCGGCGCCGUGGCCUCCGCCGCCGUAUACAAAUUGUACAUCACCGUCUACGACGUGCCCGGCCCCAUGUUCCAGGUGCCGACGGCGUACGUGUGGAUAUUCACCGCACGGCUCGUGACGGGCCAGGGCCUGCCGGAGAUGGCGUGGCAGACGGCUACGAUUGCCGGCGUGGUGUUUGCGGUCAUCACCGUUGUGAGGAUCAUGGGUGCGAAGCAUGGGAAGGACGGGGCCAGCGCACCGUGGCGCCCGUGGAUACCAGGCGGCAUUGCUGUUGCUGUUGGUAUGUAUAAUGUGCCCUCGUUCACGCUGGCGAGGGCGAUUGGUGGCGUUAUUGUCUUGUGGUGGGGCUGGGUGGAACGACGACAACAAGAACAACCACGCAGUCAACGGUGGUGGUGGAGGUGGGGAUGGUGGUCUUCGGGGAAUGGCGCUGUCGAUGAUGAUGACGGCGACGAUACAAAUGCGUUACCCUCUGGCAUACAGCGAUCGUCUGCCGUCAAAAGCAACGAUGGCAAGCAGCGUGUUGGGAAAGGGAUAGGCCGCGAUGGCGAUUCUGACGGUGGGUCGACGGUGGUGAUUCUAGCUUCCGGGCUCAUAUUGGGGGAGGGUGUGGUGAGUAUUAUCAAUCUGGCCUUGGCCAGCGCUGGAGUUCCACAUUUGUGA
Messenger RNA from Histoplasma capsulatum G186AR, 1263 nucleotides. RefSeq names its product oligonucleotide transporter. Gene Ontology annotation, molecular function: oligopeptide transmembrane transporter activity. The transcript has a single exon. The coding region runs from base 1 to 1263 and encodes 420 amino acids. Gene Ontology annotation, cellular component: fungal-type vacuole membrane. NCBI's taxonomy places the organism in Eukaryota, Fungi, Ascomycota, Eurotiomycetes, Onygenales, Ajellomycetaceae. The record is from RefSeq and is a predicted model, not a curated record.